UCUUGGUCUGUCAACCAAAACAAUCUUGUUUAUGAAAAUAAAAUUCAAAACGUCUGCACCAAAAUGCCUUCAAAUUCGUAUUUAGGCUCAGAUUUGAAAGAAUUUUUGAGCUCUGUUGGCUCACAGGUAAACGCCAGUAACAGAGAUAAGUUGAAUUUAUUAUUGGACGAGUUGGGUAGCACGAAUUUCAAGAAAAUUUCAGCAGAAUCAUGUCAGGACUUUUUAAAAAUCUUGGCAACUGCAAUGAAGGUUGUCGCUCCAAGGGAUGUGACCAUCGCGGCUAAAUUGUGCCACAUUCUGUCCAAUGCAGCGCAACCUCACUCGGCAAAAAUUUUCACAUCCGACGCGCGGCUGACCGGUUUGGCUGAGGAUUGGUGUCUCAGGGUCUUCCAGUUGGGCAGCGAAAUGUCACUGCUUCAGGCCAUGUCAGCUUUGGAGGUGGUUCUAAGAGGUCGAGCAGUCACAGUAGACCCUAAAAUCUUGACUGCACUUUUGGCUGAGAACGAAUUGACCUCACUUCCUAACUGGCUGAAGAAAGGACAACUGGAUAAGCUUAAAGUUUUGCCUGCAGAAGAAGUUAAGCUGGCAGCUUUGAGGGUGAUAAAAGCAAUUGCUAGUCCUACGGAAGUAGGUGUCAUCAUUAGUGGGAAUUCUUGUCCACCUGCCCGAGUGCGCAAACUGGAAGCCUGUGCCUCAAUCUUCAUAGAACAGUUAUCCAGCAACCAGCCAUCAAAAGAAAUUCAUUAUUUAAAGACUGCAUCAACCUGCUUGAGAGGACUUCAAGCAAUUCUCCUCCAAAGACCAUCAGCUUUAAACUUUGUUGACGGGUUUGGUUAUGUCCGAGCUUUUUGGCUUUUAGGACUCCCGGAGCAUGACACUUCUAGUUUCCCUCCCGUUCCCGCAGAACCUGGCCCUCCUCCACCAACAGCUCAUUCUGCACCCAAGCAGGGACAAAAGCGGGGGCCAAUCCGGUCUAAUAACGCAAAGCAAGUUCGACGUCUGCGGACUGCCCUUGUGAAAGAGACUGAAGACGACAGUGGAGCCGGAGCUCCGAGGCAAAGACAUCAUCAAGGAUUUCCAGAGGAAAAUGCAGCUCUGUGGGCCAACACCAGUGAUUCGGAGGAUUUUUCUGACUCGGGCGUCGGAAGUGGAAAGGGAAGUCGAGAGACGGCCACUGCUUUUGCGUCCAUUCGAUUUGCAGCAAUCAGACUUUUGCUUCUCUUGAUCAAAAAUGGAGAACCCCAAACGUUGAUGUCAUUUUGGGAUCAGCUUGUGCCGUAUUUUCCGCCCGGAGCUCCUCCGCCAGCAAAACCAAGUCUACCCUGUUGCCUUUUACGAGAUCCUAACACGGGAAGCAAAAUUGCUGCUGCCCAGUGUUUCGGGGACAUUCUCAACAGAUGCCAGAUGUACUUUGCUAUGGCCGAGGCAAGCUCUGGCCAGUUGGCAUUUACGCCGUGGUCGCACACAAUGGCUCAGUCUCUUGAAUCCUGCCAGCGUUACCUGAUGUUGUCCCUCAGCUCAGACAGAGUUGUUCAGUGCCUUGCAGCGACCUUAAACGCACUGAACUUGCUGGUUUCUGUUACGCCUUACCACCGCCUUCCUUCGGGAUUAAUGACUCGACUUUCGCGCUCUGUGCGACCGUUCCUGAUAAACAAAAAUGUUGACGUUAAAUCCGCCGCACUCUCUGUAUUCACUGCUUUGGUGUCCUCGUCAGCUGCCAGUCACCAAAUGGCAGAACUUAGCACCAUUUUGCAAAAACCAGAGCCUGCCUCUUUCUUUGCCUCUGUGGAUAACUCGUCUGCCAACUUGACUAGUGAAGAUGAACGACUUGAAAUUUGUGGUUUGGAUAACAGUGACGAGCUUGUAGAUUUUAUUGAGGAUGACUAUUCAGAUAUUGGCAAGACUUGGCUCACAGAAUAUUGUCUCAGUCAUUUCCAGAGAUCUGAUGCUGGUUUAAAAUUGAAAUUGGAGGUCUGUCGCACACUUGCUGCUAUCUCAAGAUGUUACUUUUCUCUUCUGCUCUCUGACAAUGGAAAUACCUUGAUCAUCACCAGCAGCCUAUUUGUAAACACAAUGGUUGAUGGAGAAAAUGACAUAAAGUUACUCCUUGCUGCUGGGAGAGGCAUAGUUGAUUUGGGUGCUGCUUUGGCUAAGCACUUGGAAGAACCUGACCACAGCCACAAUUUGAAAGACGGGCUAAACAUGUGGAAUAAUAUUAUACAGAGCUCUAUUAGAACCCUUUCAACAGAUGCCAAUCCAGUGGUUCGAUCUCUUGUUUGUGAUAUCAUUUCAUCUAUUGGGCCUUUGAUUUAUGAAAAUAUUGAUAGGUCAUCGAGGCUUUUGAUAGCAUUUACUUUAUUUGCCCUGUGCAGAGACCAGUCGGUGAGUGUCAAAGUUCAGGCUGUCAGAGCACUAGGAAUGUGCGCAAAUUGGCCGAUUGAGAUGGAGGAUGGUCAAUUUUUACUUGAUGCAGCUGAGUAUGUUUCAAGUGCCAUUUCCAACGAGGAAGACGAAGGCCUGAAAAUUAAAGUCACUUGGGCUUUGGGGAACAUUUCCGAUGAACUUGUUGCCAAGAAGGAAAAAGGAUUUCCCGAGACUUUGCCAGAUCUGCUUCUUAUCAAGCUUAUUCAAGAUUCAAGGAGAUCCUGCCAAGAGGAGAAGCUUAAAAUGAAUGCUGUAAGAUCAUUGGGAAAUUUGAUUCGAUUGCUUUCCUCGGAGCAACUUCGACUUCCAGCAAAUCGAGAGUUGGUUUUUCAGUCUAUAUCUGCAAUAAUAAAUUGCGCCACUUCAUCUGUCACAACCUUGAUGAAGGUUAAAUGGAACGCUUGCUAUGCAUUGGCUUGCCUUCUCCGUGGAACAGAAUUGCAUGAUGAUGUACCAAAUUGGCAGGCUAACAUUUUCCCUGCCCUCUGCGAAAUUGUUGUCAAUUCUCCAAAUUUCAAAGUGAGAAUCAGCGCCGCCGUUGCACUGGCUGCUCCCAAGACCAGGGUGCACUAUCAGAGUUUUUACCUCCCUGCCUGGAAUGCAUUGUUGGAAGCUCUUUCCUCUGCCGACAAUGUGCAGGACUUCAAAGAAUUCCAACAUAGAGAUAACCUCGUUGAUCAGAUCUGCCUAUCAAUUUGCCACCUUGUGUCCUGUCUCACCCCUGAUGAUCUCUCAGGGGGUCUGAAUGGCUCACUUAUUCAGAUGGUCAUGGCCUACGAAGAACAGCUAAUUACUCAAUUGCAAAGAGUGCGCCUAAGAAUUGUCCCCGAAAAAGCUCAACCUUUCAGCGAAGCAGUUGAUCAUGUUAAGAAAUUGGUGGAGAUAAAUUCUGGGAUGAAGGCAGUUUGUGAACACCUAACAGGUAUUUUCAAUGCGGGCCAAGUCUCAUUUGAUGAAGUUUGUUAAUUGAAAUAAAAGUUUAACCACUAAUUUUUCUAAUGUUAAAAACAUUAAUUCUCAUUUGCAAUGCAGAACUCCCAUUAUUGCUUUCAUAU
Molecule: messenger RNA, 3479 nt
Organism: Neocloeon triangulifer
Lineage: Eukaryota; Metazoa; Arthropoda; Insecta; Ephemeroptera; Baetidae
Product: HEAT repeat-containing protein 6
Exons: 18
Coding region: 64-3390 (1108 amino acids)
Source: RefSeq, a predicted model, not a curated record